Messenger RNA from Cariama cristata (Red-legged seriema), 1240 nucleotides. RefSeq names its product suppression of tumorigenicity 5 (gene DENND2B). The record is from RefSeq and is a predicted model, not a curated record. Gene Ontology annotation, biological process: positive regulation of ERK1 and ERK2 cascade. The transcript is spliced from 10 exons. Lineage: Eukaryota; Metazoa; Chordata; Aves; Cariamiformes; Cariamidae. The annotation marks the transcript as partial.
GCGAGUCACCCAAGGAAAACCCAUAUGAGGAUGUGGAGCUGAAAGGCCGUCACGCGGGCCGAAAAUCCCAUCAGCUUUCCGAGAAUUCCCUAGAUUCUUUGCACAGGAUGUGGACGCCGCAGGACAGGAAAUACACAUCACCUCCCCAGCUGCCUUCGAAGCCCAGCAGCCAGUCUCUGCGCAUUGGGAACUGGUCAGAAAGGAAGAGCCACCGCUUACCACGGCUGCCCAAGCGGCACAGCCACGAUGAUAUGCUGCUGCUGGCUCAGCUUGGCAUUCCCUCCUCCCCUUCCAGCCUCAAUGAGGACAGCCUGAGUACCACAAGCGAGCUGCUCUCUACACGGCGGGCCAGGAGGAUCCCAAAGCUUGUCCAAAGAAUCAAUUCCAUCUACAGUGCAAAAAGGGGAAAGAAGCGGCUGAAGAAACUUUCUAUGUCCAAUAUUGAGACAGCGUCCCUACGAGAUGAGAACAGCGAGAGUGAGAGUGACUCAGAUGACAGGUUUAAAGCUCAUACCCAGCGUCUAGUACACAUCCAGUCAAUGCUGAAGAGGGCUCCAAGUUAUCGAACCCUGGAACUGGAGCUGAUUGAAUGGCAGGAACGGGAGUUAUUUGAGUAUUUUGUGGUAGUGUCCCUGAAAAAGAAGCCCUCUAAAAACACUUACCUCCCAGAAGUGACGUAUCAGUUUCCCAAGCUAGAACGACCAACCAAGCAAAUGCGUGAAGCAGAGGAACGUCUCAAGGCUAUCCCUCAGUUCUGCUUUCCUGAUGCCAAGGACUGGCUCCCUGUCUCAGAAUACAACAGUGAGACCUUCUCUUUCAUGCUGACGGGGGAAGAUGGGAGCCGGCGGUUUGGUUAUUGCAGGAGGUUGUUGCCAAGUGGAAAAGGCCCACGCCUACCUGAAGUUUAUUGUGUCAUCAGCCGGUUGGGGUGCUUUGACUUAUUUUCCAAGAUCCUGGAUGAGGUUGAAAGGAGAAGGGGAAUAUCUGCUGCCUUGGUUUAUCCCUUUAUGAGGAGUCUGAUGGAAUCUCCUUUUCCUGCACCUGGAAAGACAAUCAAAGUCAAAACAUUUCUGCCUGGAGCUGGAAAUGAGGUCAUUGAGCUGCGGCGACCCAUGGACUCACGCCUGGAACAUGUGGACUUUGAAUGCCUUUUCAAGUGCCUCAGCGUUCGUCAGAUCAUCAGGAUCUUUGCUUCUCUCCUGUUGGAGCGGCGUGUAAUUUUUGUAGCAGAUAAGCUCAG